AAUUCUUCAUUAUGCAGAGGACUUGACAAGUUGUUUUCCAGAGAGGCCGUUCGUAGUUAUGUCACACUACUUCUACUUGACUCCACAAAUUCUUCUGCCCUUUAGCCCUCUUACUUCUCAAGAGUUUGAUCUGAUCAGACGCAAGGCUGGAGCAUCUUGGCAGGAUGAAACACGAUGGUCAGAUUCUUCCGUGACAACAUACACAGGCAGUUACCGGAAAAAACAACUGGACAAGUCCAUGUGCAGCCAAUUUUCUUUUAGAGCAGGACAGCAUGAGCCUGAGUGUAAACAGAUGUCAUUGACAAACAGUUCUGCCUGUCAUCUUCUCUGCUGGGCUGGUACCCAAGAGACUACAGAUAUCAAAGGACUAUUCCCUGAUAUAACCAGGCCCUUUAAAAAGUCAUUUGAUGUCAAGCAUGGAGUGGCACAUCAAAUUUGGGAUUUUGGUGAUUGUUUUCCGACACCUCCAAAUUAUGGAAAAUACUGUGUGAGACCUAAAAAGCCAGCACAGGAGGCCCUGAUAAACUACAGUCGACGAGGGAAAGGUGUCCUAAAGCAUCUUCAUGGACGGUGCGAUUCUGAAAGCAAGGUUUGCUCAUCUGAGGAUUCAGAAGCUGAUCGAUACUCCGAUUAUGGCUGGGGAGGACCCUCAUCGCCAUUUAACUGAGUUGGAAAAUGAAGCCACAAGGCUGGAGGCGUGGAGUUUGCUUAAUAAACAACUUUGAGGUGGAAUAUAAGCCUCGAGUUUUAGCUGUAUGUGUUUCCUUAUGGUAAGUGGUUAGCUUUUAUUUCCUUCAUUGUGAAUUGACUGCUCAUGUCCUCAUAUCCUUUGCUAAUUCUUCAAUUAGAGGCCUAAAGGUUUUCUUAACAGUUUAUAGGAAUACUCUAUGUAGUAAAUAUAUUAACCUUUUGUCAUUUUUGUAAACACAUUUUUUCAGACCCAGGUUUUGGUUUUGCUUCUCUUUUUCUGUUAUUUUGCAAACUGAAGAAAUUUUUAUGUGUCAGAUCUCUCGAUUGUUUUCAUUUGUGCUUUAUUUUAUCACUUAAGCUUUUACAAAUCCUUCUAGCUCUGGAAGCUUGAUAAAUAUUCUAUUUUCUUCAGGCUUUUCUAGGGCUGAUUUGUUAAUAGGGAUUCUGUAAGUUAUCUGGAAUUUAUUUUGGUGUCAAUGUGAGGUGAGGUAUUGAUAGUUGUAUUUUCCAAAUAGCCAUUCAGAUUCCUCAAUGCCAUUUAUUGCAACAUUUAGAAAUUGCAGCAAAAUUUGCACUGAAGAAGUCACAAGCACCAAAGGGGAUAUUUUCCCCUUGUUGAUAUUCUCUGCAGGGACAAGACGCCAGACAGUGGGAGAAAGAAGGUGAGGAGGGAUCACUAAGCGGAAAUGCCUAAUGAGAGGACAGUUCCUCAGGUAUCCCUUUAACAUAACCACUCACAGGCAUGCCUGGAGUAACACCAACCCAUAAGAAAAUGUGAGAAAGCAUGGGUUCUGUAGGAGACUAAACAAAAUGCGUGCUGUUGAUUAGAGCUUAUCCUGUAGAUCACAACUUCACUUAGGUAACAAGAUAGCGUGGCAGAUUUCCUAAGGUACUGAAAUAAUAGGGGCCUUUUCCUAAGACAGGAAAAUCAAAUUAGAGAACAAGGCUCAUAAAAUUAGAGAAUCUUAGGCCUAAGGGCAUCUUCUGCGCAUCUGAAAAUAUAGGGAACAGAUGGAGGUCCAGAGAAGUUAACUGAGGUCCUACAUUCACAAUACUACUUAUGGUACCAUAGGGUCUAGAACCUGGAUCGAGAAUUCAGUGUGUGCUUUCCUCCAUGCCAAGUAACUUCCACAUAGAUUACAGAAAUAAGUCACUAGGACUCUAAGGUUCAAGCAAGGGCCACAUCUGAAUAGUUUUCUUACUUAGCAUGCACAAAUGUGCACAGAUGAGCUUGCACACAAAUAUAUUCAUUCACUGAAGGUACAUUGAUUCCCCACUUGUACUGUGUAGGGCCUGCUCCAGGUGCUGAGAUACAGCAGUGACUUAGAUAAGCUCCCUGUUCUUGGGAAUAUAUACUGCUAUAUAUGUCAUAUAACAUAUAUAUUGCUUUAUACCCUAACUUUGCAAUAGUCCAACUUACUAAUUUACAGAUUUAGAUUGAUCUAUUUUGGGUCAAACUGAAACAUCUCAAAACUAUACUAAAUACAGGAAACCCUUGCUGUGAGACCAUUAGCUUAUAAUGGGGGUCAGCAAACUACAGUCCUUGGGCUCAAAUGAGCCUCCUGUUUUUAUAAAUAAAGUUUUAUUGGAACAUGGCCAUGCCCACUCAUUUGCAUAUUGUCUACGACUACUUUCAAGUUUCAACAGCCGAGUUGAGUAGUAGUGACAGAAACUGUAUGACCUGAAAGCCUAAAAUAUUUACUAUUUGCCCCUUUGAAAAAAGCUUGCAGGACCCUGGCUUAUAAAAUAGGUUUUAACCUUAUUCUUAGAGCAGCAGCAUUAAAGGCUCCUACUGAAUUAAAAAAGAAACUUCUUUAAUGCAUUUCACUCUUGGGUGACUGUACUAACAAACAAGAAUAUUCUUUCCUGCUAGACAAUGAGCCCUGAAUCCUGCUACAUCAGAGAGAACAAGAUCUUUGCUUCAUUCCCUGUGGUAAUUACGAGGUUAGAAAGAACUCACCAGCGAAAAUUUCUGGACCUGAUGCCUUUAUAAACGGUGGCAAGUGCUGCUGCAUUUCAUGGCCUCAGAUCAAAAUACAACCUCAUUAGCUGCUGUGAACACAACGUUCCUGUUGAAGAAUAGAAUGGAAUGGAGUUAAGAGUGUAGAAGGUCUGAUGCAAAUUUACUCCUACUCCUAUUGACAAAGAGUUUGAACUACUGAAUUUGUAUAUGAAAGUCAGGGCAUCCUAUUGUUUUCAGUUGUCAUAAGAAAAAAAAAAAGAAAAAAAAGAAAUGGCAUUACUACUGUCAAUAUAAAUAAAUGAAAAAUCUAAGCUA
Homo sapiens (human) is the source of this 2968-nucleotide messenger RNA. It is a transcript of the gene C4orf51, whose product is annotated as chromosome 4 open reading frame 51. The coding region runs from base 59 to 667 and encodes 202 amino acids. Lineage: Eukaryota; Metazoa; Chordata; Mammalia; Primates; Hominidae. The record is from RefSeq and is a predicted model, not a curated record. The transcript has 9 exons.